AUGAACGCAACUGAGAAGUUUUACCUUCCCGUUGAUGGCAUCUUCGACAUGUUCAACUCUCUCGCCGGGCAAUCACGCAUUGCGCACCCAGUCCUCCAGAGCAGCCCAGUACCACAGCGCCCCAAAGUCUCCAACAUAUCCAAGACAGGCAUGGGCAUCAUCAAAACGGUGAAAGGCAGCUGGAGACAGCAGGAGAGGAGAGCGGCUGCGAGCAGAUCCUCGAGUUCUGGGAAUCGGCAGGUGUCGACUGACCGACUCCCAAAAAGGUCCGUGGACUUGCUGGAGCUGGGUCUGACCAAGCCCAGGAACUGUCACAGAAUAGUGGUGCUCGGCGCACCCAAAGUGGGCAAAACCAACAUCCUCCAGCGGUUCCUGGGUAACGAAUUUGAAGAGCUCUAUGAACCCACAACGGAGGACUUUCACCGAAAACUGUUCCACAUCGGCGGAGAGGCGUACCAGAUCGACCUCCUGGACGCAGCGAGCGAGAGGAGCUUCCCUGCGAAGCGGAGGUUAUCCAUCCUGACAGGUGACAUCUUUCUGCUCGUGUUCAGUUUGGAUGACAGAGACUCUUUCGAUGAAGUCUGCGAGCUGCUCGGUGAGAUCCAAGCCGCCAAAGCAAAGCUGCUGAAAUUAAAACAUCCCGCGAGAGUACCGGCCGUGGUCUGCGGGAAUAAAGCGGACCUGGAAGCGCCGGGAGCCGUGAGACGGUCAGAGGUGGCACAAGUCCUCGGGGAGGAUGUCCCAUUCUUCGAAACCUCGGCCAAAGACGGCACGGGACUGGAAGGUGCGUUCAGGGCCCUCGCCGCUCUGGGCGGACUGCCCGACGAGACCGGUCCGUCGCGGCAUCAGCUCAUUCCCAUCCUCACCUACCAGUCGCUGUGCAUUGGCCAGCGGGGCAGGAGAGGGAGCCGGGCGCGGGGACUCGCCGCGCCCUGCGCCGCCAUGGACCCUCUGGCGCGCCGCCCGAGCUUCACCAGCGACCUGCGGCUGGUGCUGAGAUCAAGCACCAAACACAACAAACCCGAGAGGUGUCAGAUUCAAUGA
Messenger RNA from Chelmon rostratus (copperband butterflyfish), 1044 nucleotides. It is a transcript of the gene rasd2a, whose product is annotated as RASD family member 2. Gene Ontology annotation, molecular function: GTPase activity; GTP binding. The record is from RefSeq and is a predicted model, not a curated record. Bases 1 to 1044 code for a protein of 347 amino acids. The transcript is spliced from 2 exons. NCBI's taxonomy places the organism in Eukaryota, Metazoa, Chordata, Actinopteri, Chaetodontiformes, Chaetodontidae.